AAGUUAUUUUCUAUAAUUAGGAGAGAAAUAGAGAGAUGCAUAGAAUAGAAUAACUGAAGAAGAGAUCCAAUUUGCUAUCUAGCCUUGGGCAGUGACAGUCGUCAGUCAAUUAGAUUCCCUACUUCCAUAACUCGCCGUGGAAAGUUAGAUUCUUACAUCGAUUCAUUUACCAAUCUAUUAACCAAUUAUGUCAAAUUCACGGUCUCUCAAAAUUGGCAUAGUUGGAUUUGGUUCCUUUGGCCAAUUUUUGGCAAAGACUAUGAUCAAACAAGGCCAUAUUCUAACAGCAACUUCUCGAACUGAUUACUCUCAUUCAUGUCUCCAAUUGGGUAUCCAAUUCUUCAGGGAUGUUAGAACAUUCAUUGAGGCAAACAACGAUGUCAUACUCAUAUGCACAUCCAUUCUGUCUUUUAAGGAGGUUCUCAGUUCUAUGCCACUUGUUUGUCUUAUGAAACCAACAACUCUCUUUGUUGAUGUUCUUUCAGUCAAAGAACACCCAAGAAAACUCUUAUUACGGGUAUUGCCAGAGGAGGCAGAUAUACUCUGCACACACCCAAUGUUUGGACCAGAAAGUGGAAAAGAUGGGUGGAAAGAUCUCAAUUUCAUGUAUGAUAAAGUUAGAAUAAGUAAUGAAGCUACCUGCUCUAAUUUCCUCCAUAUUUUUGCUUCUGAGGGUUGUAAGAUGCUACAAAUGUCCUGUGAAGAACAUGAUAAAAUAGCUGCAAAGAGCCAAUUUAUCACACACACUAUAGGCAGGACAUUGGCAGAAAUGGGUAUUGAGUCUACACCUAUUGAUACAAAGGGAUUUCAGACACUUAUUCAACUGAAGGACAGCACCAUGAGAGAUAGUUUUGAUCUGUAUAGUGGAUUAUUUGUACAUAACAGAUUCGCUAAGCAAGAGCUGGAAAACCUCCAACAUGCUUUGUACAAAGUUAAAGAGACGCUGGUUCAAAGGACAAGUGAGGAGCUGGGUCCAGAAAAAGACUGAAUGUGGAUGCAUAAUAGUCUUGUUGACCAUGUUCAUUCAUAAAAUAUGUUUUAUCACUUUCCUUAAUCAUUUUCCAUUCAUAAAGUAUUUUGAAGAUCAGUCAUUGAUCAUAAUGGAUUGUUAGGGUGAUAGGUGUGAAUGUGUCAGAUAUUGUAUGACAUGCACAUUAUCUCCGACAUCAUUCUGUCGAAAGUUUUGAACUUGACGAAAUAAUACAACUUGCCAAGGCAAAAUAAUUUCAUUUUCUAUAAAUAGAAAGUAGUAAGUUGAGAA
Molecule: messenger RNA, 1261 nt
Organism: Trifolium pratense (red clover)
Lineage: Eukaryota; Viridiplantae; Streptophyta; Magnoliopsida; Fabales; Fabaceae
Product: arogenate dehydrogenase 1, chloroplastic-like
Exons: 7
Coding region: 188-988 (266 amino acids)
Biological process (GO): L-tyrosine biosynthetic process
Molecular function (GO): prephenate dehydrogenase (NAD+) activity; NAD+ binding; arogenate dehydrogenase (NADP+) activity
Source: RefSeq, a predicted model, not a curated record